AUGGCGACCUCCAAGAACGAAGGUGAAUUGAAGAUCGUUACACCCAUUGGAAUGCUCGGCUAUGGCUUCAAUGAAGAUCUCCUUUGGGAAGCGCUCGAGGGAGGCGUCGAUGCAAUCAUCGCCGAUAGCGGUUCAACCGACAGUGGACCGCAGAAACUCGCCCUAGGUCAUACAACCGUGACUAGAGAGGGCUACGAACACGACCUCAAUCUGCUUCUCGCAGCAUGUCAUGUACAUCGCGUUACUAUCCUCAUUGGUUCUGCCGGAGGUGAUGGAGCGAACGAUCAUGUUGAUUUUUUUGUUGACAUCAUGAGGGAUCUGAUAUCAAAGAAAGGCUAUCGUGCAAUGAAAAUUGUCAGUAUCUAUUCAGAAAUCGACAAAAGUCUGGUGAAAUCAAAGCUGGAGUGUGGCCAAGUUGUCCCCUGCAGCAAAGCAGUCCCGUUGCUCAAAUCUUCCGACAUUGACGAUACCACGCGAAUUGUUGCACAAAUGGGACUAGAGCCUUAUGUGAAGGCCAUGGAAGAGAAUCCUGAUUUUGAUAUCAUCGUCGGGGGUCGUGCAUAUGACCCGUCACCAUACGCUGCAUUCUGUGUCCAUCGUGGCUUUCCCGAUCUCGGCAUCGCAUAUCAUAUGGGAAAGAUUAUGGAAUGCGGGGCUUUGUGUGCUGUUCCGAAGAGCCAGUCUGCAAUGGCCACUAUACGAAAGAAUAGCUUUGACAUAGUUCCGCUCGACCCUGCAGCACGUUGCACAGUCACUUCAGUUGCCGCUCAUACAUUGUAUGAGAAGACACGACCAGAUAUUUUGGUUGGCCCAGGUGGAACCCUCUACCUUGAACACGCAACUUAUGAAGCUCUGGAAGACAAUCGAACUGUCCGCGUACGUGGGGGCAAGUUUGUCGCGGCAGAUCCUUACACAGUCAAGCUCGAAGGGGCUCGGGUGCUAGGAUACCGAACCACCUUUUUUGGCGGUAUCCGGGAUCCCAUAUUGAUCUCGCAGCUAGAUCAAUUUUUGAGCAACAUCCGGGAUUAUGUCAGGAGCAGGGUCUCCCACGAGUUCGAUUUGAGAUUUCAUCAAUAUGGCCGAAACGCUGUCAUGGGCGAGCUUGAGCCCACUUCGACUGUGCCAAAAGAGAUAUGCCUCUGUGGAGAGGUGCUGGCUUCUACACAGGCUCAAGCAACAUAUGUUAGUAGCAUUGCGCGACUCGCCUGUAUUCAUGGGCCAUAUCUACACCAACUAGCCACCGCUGGCAAUUUCGCAAUGCCAUUUCCACCCUAUGAUAUCCCAAUGGGGGAAGUAUGCGAGUUUUCGGUCUACCACAUUCUUGAGGAGAUCGAUCCCGUGGAGUUUUUUCCAAUCCAUCAUCAAGUCUUACCAGGUACUGGAAUCUUUGCAAGAGAAGUUGUGAAACGUGUAGUCGAUGAAAAAUCUGGCUCACUAGCCUCGAAGGCAGCUGCUGUCAUGACCAGGAGCCUUGAGAAAAGACCAUUUCUCAAGCCAGAUCUUCCAGAGGGGUAUUGCUACUUAGGUGAUAUCGCAUCUGUCAUUCGCACGAAGAAUGCUGGGCCCUACGAGCUGACUAUGGAUGUGAUGUUUGAUAACGAGGAUCUUUUCCAGAGGGUGAAGAAGAGCGGGGUUCUCUGUCUUGAGUCUAUCUUAAAACUAUAUGGAGUUUCUCAAGAGGAGGUUUUGGCCUGCUUAUUUUGGGAUCAAGCUCGAUCUUUCAAAGCCACUAUUAAGAGACCUUGUGUGUCUGGUCAGUUCGGGGACAUCGACAUGCACGGCUCUCAACAGCAUACUCCUCUCAUGUAUAUCGAAGUUCCGAUCGGUAUAGAUUGGGCUGAAGCAAACCAAGGAGGGAACAUAAUGUUAAAGCAUGAUGGAUGA
Messenger RNA from Penicillium verhagenii, 1884 nucleotides. RefSeq lists its product as uncharacterized. Lineage: Eukaryota; Fungi; Ascomycota; Eurotiomycetes; Eurotiales; Aspergillaceae. The coding region runs from base 1 to 1884 and encodes 627 amino acids. The record is from RefSeq and is a predicted model, not a curated record. The transcript has a single exon.